UCUGAGAGGCAGAGAGGGGGCUGGAUUGACUCAGCCUCCCCCAGUCUGUCUGCAGCCCACAGUAGGGCCCAGCCGCUACCACUGGAGCAGUGAGCCGAGUGCCGCACUGUAUAACGCAGGCUGACGGGCAGGCCACAACUUAUAACCGGCCCCCCAGGCUGAACUACUACGGCAGGUCAGCCAGAGCAAUAGUUGCCACUCGACCUCCUCCACCACGAGACGUCAAAAGGGAGCUAGACCUAGUGACAGGUACGAAUGAGAGAGCGUCUUUUUUUUUUGUUGUUUUUUUCUUGUUGUUCUUCAAACCACGAGUGGAUUGAGGCCUGCAGUCUACAAGCCACUGAGAUAUCGCAGGUGGAUGGUAGAUCGUGGCCAGCAGUAAGUGUGCAGGGGACCGCACAGGACAGAGGAGAGGCCGCACGGGCACAUUCAGCGCACUGUGAUUUCACACACAGGCAUGGAGGUGCCUUUCACGAUGCCCGUGCAGGGCGGCGCCAUGGAGCGGGGCAUGGCGGUCCUAGGCUUGGAGCCGAUGAUUGGUGGCGGCCUUGGGGCAGGUUCACGGCGCAAGCGGGAGUUCAUGCCGGACGAGAAGAAGGACGCCUCCUACUGGGAGAAGCGGCGAAAGAACAACGAGGCGGCCAAGCGCUCGCGCGAGAAGCGGCGCGUCAACGACUACGUGCUGGAGACGCGGCUGGUGGCCCUGAGCGAGGAGAACAUGCGGCUGCGGGCGGAGCUGCUGGCACUGCGAUUGCGCUUCGGCCUGCCCGGCCCCGCCUCCGCCCAGCAUAGCCUGCUGCCCCUGCCCCCCAGCCGGCCCAUGGACCCCUUCUGGGGCCGGUGGCCCCGGGAUGGCGAUCACUCCUCCCUGCCCUCCGCUCACCCCAUCUCCCCUCUGUCUUCCGUUCACACUCCUGCGACGACCGGCUACUCUUUCGGCAUCGACCGCUAUCCUCCAUUCGCCUCGUCGCACUCGCCUCUGUUCCUUCCGGCCCACCCGCCCGCCCACUGGGUUGGCCAAGCUGCUCCCAGGCCCAUCCUGGGCCCCAAGAAGCCCAGCGAUGAGGAGGCAGAGCAGCAGGUCCCGGCCGCCCUGGAGGCUGACCUGAGUACUGCACUGCCUCACAAGCUGAGGCUGAAAAUACGCGGCCAGCACUGCAGGCCCGACUCCGGAGGAGCGACGAAAGACGGAGAGUCCUUAACACCACCCCGCAAGAUACUGUACAUGACUGACUGAAUCUACACACACCAGCCAGCAAGGGAUCCAUGACCACACAGAGCAGGACUGACAGAGAGAGUCCAUACUGAACCAGAUGAUUAACUUUCAGCUUUAAUUCAGACUUCCAGGUACUGCUAAGCCUGAAAUGAUCACUUAUCCGACACGCAGGAUGAUCUGAUCAAAGCCCCUCAG
This is a messenger RNA of Paramormyrops kingsleyae, 1411 nucleotides long. RefSeq lists its product as uncharacterized. The record is from RefSeq and is a predicted model, not a curated record. Gene Ontology annotation, molecular function: DNA binding; DNA-binding transcription factor activity. NCBI's taxonomy places the organism in Eukaryota, Metazoa, Chordata, Actinopteri, Osteoglossiformes, Mormyridae. Gene Ontology annotation, biological process: regulation of DNA-templated transcription; circadian rhythm. Gene Ontology annotation, cellular component: nucleus.